Messenger RNA from Neopsephotus bourkii (Bourke's parrot), 1858 nucleotides. RefSeq names its product RUN domain containing 3B (gene RUNDC3B). The record is from RefSeq and is a predicted model, not a curated record. The transcript has 11 exons. The coding region runs from base 316 to 1662 and encodes 448 amino acids. NCBI's taxonomy places the organism in Eukaryota, Metazoa, Chordata, Aves, Psittaciformes, Psittacidae.
CGCCCUUCCCGCGCGCCGAUUGGCUGGUGGCGCCGGCGCUCUGCGGCGCUGUGAUCCCGAGGCGCCGUGGCUGCCCGGCUGCCGGGAGCGGGGCGGGGGGGACCCCGGCGCCUCCUCGCCCGACCUGCCGCCUGCCUCGGGGCGCUCCUCCCGCGCGGGCCGGGCGGCGGGAGGAGGAGGAGCAGCAGCGGGGAAAACACGGGGGCCUUCUCCUCCUCCUCCGCGUGUGGCGGCGGGUUCAGCAUCUUCGAGGCUGAGAGGCCGGGAACAAAGGCUCGGCGCCAGCCCCGGCAACUCCACCUGCCCCCAGCGGAGAUGGCGUCCCUCGGCUUAGGGGGGCUUAACGUCUCCACUCGUAGGAAGAACGUGCCGGCUCGCAACGCCGCGGUGGAAAGGCGGAAUUUGAUCACGGUCUGCAGGUUUUCAGUCAAGACUCUGAUUGACCGUUCCUGUUUUGAGACUAUCGAUGAUACUUCCCCUGAAUUUAAUAAUUUUGCAGCCAUUCUGGAACAGAUUCUAAGUCAUCGACUGAAAGGUCAGAUCACCUGGUUCGGCUAUGAAAGUCCUCGUAGUUUCUGGGACUACAUUCGAGUAGCUUGUCGAAAAGUCUCUCACAAUUGCAUCUGCAGUAUUGAGAACAUGGAGAAUGUCGGUUCUUCUAGAGCUAAGGGUCGAGCCUGGAUCAGAGUAGCACUUAUGGAAAAGCAUUUGUCUGAAUACAUUUCCACAGCUCUGAGAGACUUCAAAACAACCAGGAGAUUUUAUGAGGAUGGAGCAAUUGUUCUUGGUGAAGAAGCAAAUAUGCUUGCUGGUAUGCUGUUGGGACUCAAUGCAAUUGAUUUUAGUUUUUGCCUGAAGGGUGAGGGACUGGAUGGCAGCUUUCCAGCUGUCAUAGAUUAUACACCAUAUUUGAAGUUCACCCAAAGUUCUGACAGCAUUAGCAGUGAUGAAGAAGAGCUAAGAACACUGGGCAGUAGUGGCAGUGAAGGCAGUACUCCAGAGAACAUUGGUCCUCCUUUCAUCACGGAUGAAAACAGUUGGUACAACAAAUGCAAAAGGGUAGAACAGAAGUACCGGCUUGCAUUGGAACAGAAGGGUUACCUUGAAGAAUUGGUACAACUCAGAGAAAACCAGCUAUCUGAAUCUGUCUCACAGAAUAAACUGCUGUUACAAAGAAUUGAAGAUAUGGACCUAGCCCAUAAAAUGGAGAAGGAACAGCUGGAAUAUAUAAUUGUGGAACUGCAAGACCAGUUGACUGUGCUAAAGAAUAAUGACUUGAGAUCAAGACAAGAAUUAACUACUCACCUCACCAAUCAGUGGCCUUCCCCAGGAGCUCUGGAUGUCAAUGCUGUUGCCUUGGACACUCUACUCUAUAGAAAGCACAAUCAACAAUGGGAUGAGAAAAGUUUUCAAAGUUUGGAUCAACUUUCUGCAGAAGUUAGUCUUUCUCAGUCCUCUCUGGACCCAGGUCACUCACAGGAUGGGAAGCAGGAUGGAAUGAACUUGUUAAAUGAAGGGAAGGAAGACACUCCAUCAUUGCUUGGUCUUUGUGGCUCUCUUACAUCAGUAGCAAGCUACAAAUCUCUCACAAGUCUGAAAUCGAGUGAAUAUCUUGCAAGUCCCACAACAGAGAUGACAAGUCCGGGCUUAACUCCAUCAUGAGAUACACACAAGAUGGAAGACCUUUCUGUUGUAUGCAUUUGGUUUAUGUUCUGUCAAAUGACUUGCAAUGAGGACUGCUGGUUCUGAGUUAACAUAUAAGUUGCUUUAUUAUUUCUCUCCAUGGUUAUCUAUUUAAUUCACAAAUUCUGUCAGUUUUCAUUCCCUUUUUUUCCCCCCCAGAGGACUUCUCAGAUUU